GGGAACGUACUAGUCGACAACGUGAGGGAAACCCUCAAGCCCAAUACCGUUUCUGUCGAGACCUGUCCCGAUAUGAUAACAGAAGAAAAGUAAAGGCAUAGGUAGCAUACUGGUAGUAGGUACACUAUGCUACUAGAUCUUCUCUCUUCGAGCGGUUCGCUACCGUUAGCGGCAACAGCCUGUAUCGGAGCCAUUCGCCGUCGCAGCAGCUCGGACGAUGACAACCCCAACAAGCCCGUCUCCGUCAACUUCUUCUUCAGCCGCAAGUGCAACAAAGAGUGCGGCUUCUGCUUCCACACGGAGAAGACGUCGUACGUGGCCUCCGAGGCCGACAUGCAGCGCGGGCUGCGGCUGCUGCGCGCGGCCGGCAUGCGCAAGAUCAACUUCGCCGGCGGCGAGCCCUUCCUGUACCCCGAGAAGCUGGCCAUGCUGUGCCGCUUCUGCAAGCAGGACCUCGGGCUGGAAAGCGUGAGCAUCAUCACGAACGGGACGAAGGUGACGCGGCGGUGGAUGGAGCAGCACGGGCGCUGGGUCGACGUGCUGGGGGUGAGCUGCGACAGCUUCGACGAGCGCACCAACGUCGCGAUAGGCCGCGGGACGGGCGAGAACGUCGCGCAGCUGUUCCGCAUCCGCGGGUGGUGCCGCGAGCUGGGGAUCAAGUUCAAGCUCAACACCGUCGUCUGCGCGCACAACUGGCGCGAGGACAUGGCCGACACCGUCGCGCGGCUCGACCCCUUCCGCUGGAAGGUCUUCCAGGUGCUGUACGUCGAGGGCGAGAACGACGCCGGCGAGACGGACGCGAGGUCCGACAGGCGGAAGAGGGACGCCAAGAAGCUGCUGAUCACCGACGAGCAGUACGAGAGCUUCUGCGAGAAGCACAGGCACCUGCCCUGCUGCAUCCCCGAGCCGAACUCCGUCAUGGCGGCGAGCUACCUGCUGCUGGACGAGUACCUGUGUUUCCUGGAUAAGGGGGGCGGGAGGAGCGGGGGCGUCAGGCAGUCGCGCUCGAUCCUGGAUGUGGGGGUCGAGGAGGCGAUGGGUGAGGUCCGCUGGGACCGCGAGGCGUUUGAGAAGAGAGGGGGUGUUUAUGAGUGGUCGAAGGAGGUGCUGGAUGAGAAGGAGGGGGGAGGAGGUUGUGGGACGGGGAAGGGGGGGUUGGAUUGGUGA
Hypoxylon fragiforme is the source of this 1167-nucleotide messenger RNA. RefSeq lists its product as uncharacterized. Gene Ontology annotation, molecular function: catalytic activity; 4 iron, 4 sulfur cluster binding. Bases 127 to 1167 code for a protein of 346 amino acids. NCBI's taxonomy places the organism in Eukaryota, Fungi, Ascomycota, Sordariomycetes, Xylariales, Hypoxylaceae. The transcript has 2 exons. The record is from RefSeq and is a predicted model, not a curated record.